CGGAGGAGGUAAACCGAAGUGACGAUUUGACCGUCCGAGAUUCUAGAAGGUCCCUGAGGCAUCAUCGGUCAAGAACCCUCAACCACAACAAGAAGAAUAAGGAAUCCGCUAAAAACACGUUUAGCUCUCCGAUAAUUCCUAGGGCCGUUCCCUUAAAUCUAUCCGCGCCGAGAAAAUGAACCAGCAACAAGCUGAUCCCAUCACCACCGGAAAGCCACGGACGGAGUCCGACCAGCACCGGGCUCCUCACUCCGAGGACUACGCUCCGUACCCCAAGCUUGAACUAAACGACGUCGCUCCACCUCCUCAGAAUUGGAGCUCCGUCUGCGCAGGCUCCUCAGAUCGUGGCCCAGCGACAAUCUCCGGUGCUGCUGCCACCACCAUGCCGCCCGAGUCUAAUCCUUACGUAACACCUGCUCCGGUUCAGUCCUCCUCCGCCAAGAAUACGAUGGAUACGGUGAAGGAUGUGUUGGGGAAAUGGGGGAAGAAGGCGGCGGACGCAUCCAAGAAGGCAGAGGAUCUCGCUGGAAAUAUGUGGCAGCACCUGAAAACAGGCCCUAGUGUUGCUGAUGCUGCCCUGGGAAGAAUUGCUCAGGGAACCAAGAUUCUUGCAGAGGGUGGUUAUGAAAAUGUCUUCCGACAGUCUUUUGAGACUGUUCCUGAGGAGAAACUUCUGAAGUCCUAUGCAUGCUACCUCUCCACAUCAGCUGGUCCAGUUAUGGGAGUUUUAUAUUUGUCAACAGCAAAGCUUGCAUUUUGUAGUGACAAUCCUCUGUCUUACAAAGUUGGUGACCAGACUGAGCAUAGCUAUUACAAGGUGAUUAUUCCGUUGCAGCAGUUGACGGCAGUUAAUCAAUCAACGAGCAGAGUUAACCCCUCCGAGAAAUACAUCCAAGUAAUCUCUGUUGAUAACCAUGAAUUUUGGUUCAUGGGUUUUGUACACUAUGAUAGUGCUGUGAAAAAUCUCCAAGGAGCAUUAGAGUUCCGCAGCCCAUGAAGUGCUUAUUCUGCUUAGUACAGGUGAGCAUUAUGCCAUCACCACCAAGUUGGUAUAGAAGUAUUUUUAAGGUGAGUGAAUAUGGGGUGCAUGUGGUUUUAUGCUUGUGCUGGAUUUGUUGUGAAGUUACUGUGAUAUUCUUCUGUGAGUGGAGAACCCCAUUGAUUGUAAUUAUGACCUUUGUGAUGUAUUUAGGAUGGUGAAAGUAAUGAAAUUGAUUUAUAUAAGUUUGUUUUUA
Molecule: messenger RNA, 1235 nt
Organism: Carica papaya (papaya)
Lineage: Eukaryota; Viridiplantae; Streptophyta; Magnoliopsida; Brassicales; Caricaceae
Product: GEM-like protein 1
Source: RefSeq, a predicted model, not a curated record